Molecule: messenger RNA, 2145 nt
Organism: Prunus mume (Japanese apricot)
Lineage: Eukaryota; Viridiplantae; Streptophyta; Magnoliopsida; Rosales; Rosaceae
Source: RefSeq, a predicted model, not a curated record
AUGGCUGACAAAGAACUGGGCGAGGCCACGGUGAGACCGCAGGCUGAUAGUGUCAGCAUGGCUGAUGACAAUGACGACAAUGUCAAUACAAAGGAGUGUCAAUACAAAGCAGGGGUAGAUGUAGAAAAUGGGGCGCAAUUUGGAAAUGUUUGUACUAGGUUGGAACGGAGUGUAAAGGAACUACUAUCAAUGCAAAUAGGAGCGCAUCAUCAAACAGGGGACUUUGAGGAUCCUGAUAACUUGCGCUUGUACCAGCAGCUGUACAGAUAUGCAACUGAGGGUAAGAAGGGUAUCUUUAACGACACUAUUGCAAAGAAGCUUCAUGAUCCAAAUGCUAGCAUUCAGCUUCUGUCUCGACGGAGCCCCGAGAAUAACACAUUUGUUCACAUAGCUGUGACCUUCGGCCAUGCCCAACUAGCGGCUGAGAUCUUACAACUUCACAAGCCUCUUUUGUUAGAGAAAAACUUUGAGGGCGACACUGCGCUUCACAUUGCGGCCAAAACCGGAGAUGAUGUGAACGAAACAAGUGCCCUACCCGAGCCUUUGUUUGGAGGUCACCAAUCAGCAGCCAAGCGUUUGAUAGAGGCCGAUCCUGCCGUUUCACUGUAUACUAAUAAGGAACAAAAGUCCGCUUUGUAUCUGGCCGCUGAACAAGGACUUGUUGAGAUCCUGAAGAUCAUGAAUGAAAGAGCAGUUGACAAGAACACACAAAUUCAAGGCAAUUCCCCUUUGCUUGCUGCAAUUCUUGGAUGCCAUAAUAAAGAAGUCCUAAAGAUAAUAUCAAACAUGGAAGCAAAUAUCUUGAACUCAAAAGAUGAGAAAGGGAGGACUCCACUGCAUUGUGCAGCAUCAAUUGAUUAUCUAGAUGGGGUUCGUUUCUUAUUAGAAAUACGCCUCUCUGAUUCUCAUCAAAUGGAUCAUGGUGGCAACUUUCCAAUCCAUUCAGCAUCAAGCAAAGGUCAUGUCAAGAUUGUUAAAGAGCUGCUUCGACAUUGUCCCGAUUCAAGGGAAUUGAAGAACUCAAGUGGCCAAAAUAUACUCCAUGUUGCAGCAAGAUUUGGCAAAGACAAUCUUGUCAAAUAUUUUCUCAAAAACGGCGAGUUUCGAAUGUUGAUAAACAAAAAAGACAACUUAGGAAAUACUCCUUUGCACUUGGCAACGAUGUACCAUCAUCACAAGGUUGUGUACCUUUUGACUUGGGAUAGAAGGACCAACUUAAAGGUCGUGAAUGGUAGGGGCAUGACAGCCCUUGAAAUUUCAGAAAGCACUUUGGAAACCACUGCAUCAUCUCAUGGGACGAUACCUGCUGUAAAAGCAGAAGCAAAUGGCUCAGAGCAAAACCCAAGAGACCCGAGCAGCCUUAAACCUGAACUUGAUCAAAUUUUGCUUGAGCCUGGCAUGGAAAGAAAAAGCAACAAGCUUGAUCGCCAAUCACCACCAUCGAGAACUACUGCCGCUCCUGCUGGUAAGAUUUGGUACAAAACAGUAGCAACAGCUCGCUGUCUGAUAAAUGCACUGGUAAAUUGCUUGGAAUACCCCAAAACUUGGGUGGAAGCAACACGUGACAUGCUGAUGGUUGUGGCAACCAUGAUAUCAACUGCAACUUUCCAAGCUGUAAUUAACCCACCCGGUGGUGUUUGGGGAGAGGAUAAAACAAAUGGAACUAUUUCUUAUUGCACCGAUGAUAACAGAUGCUUAGCUGGAACUGCAGUGGCAGGGAACAGCUACCCAGAAGGGUUCAUCAUGUUCGUAAGAUUGAAUACCAUCUCGUUUCUUGCUUCUCUCAGUGUCACCCUGUUGCUUGUUGGAGGAUUUCCGCUCCAGAAUCGUCUAAUUAUGUGGCUUUUAUCAAUGGCCAUGUGCAUCACUCUCUCUUCUAUGACAUUUACCUAUAUGCAGGCUCUCGCGUUAGUGAUCCCUGAUACUGAAUUUUUUGAAUCAUAUGAAUAUGAUGAUUUAUUUAAUACAUCCAAUAUUGCUUGGGGUUCAUUGCUUCUGUGCAUCGCUUUAAUCCACACCAUUCGUCUUGUCAUUUGGUUGGCGAGGAAGUUUUGGCGCAGGUUCAAGCAUGAUAUCCCAAAAAGCCUCAGGAACGCUGUUGAUAGUUUGACUGCACCUGCACGUCACCGUACCAACAAAUUCUGA